AGUGGGGGGUCAGGUAAGCAGGAUUUUGCUAGAGAUAUUGAAAGUGAUAACUCUAUUGGAUCAAGCUUUUUCCUCUUAUGAGUGAUUAAUUAUUGCAUUGGUAUUUUGUGUUAAACCCGUCAAGUUGGGUCGAAGACCCUUUUUACCAGGAUGUCUUCUCCAAGUGCUGGUAAAAGAAGAAUGGACACAGAUGUUAUAAAACUAAUAGAGAGCAAACAUGAAGUCACAAUAUUGGGUGGGCUCAACGAGUUUUGUGUCAAGUUUUAUGGACCAAGUGGAACUCCCUAUGAAGGAGGCAUAUGGAAGGUUCGAGUACAUCUGCCGGAGCACUACCCCUUCAAGUCACCUUCAAUAGGCUUCAUGAAUAAAGUCUACCACCCCAACAUAGAUGAAGUCUCUGGGACAGUCUGUUUGGAUGUCAUCAAUCAAGCUUGGACAGCUCUAUAUGACUUGUCCAACAUUUUUGAGUCGUUUCUACCCCAGCUGCUGACAUAUCCCAAUCCCAUUGAUCCCCUCAAUGGAGAUGCAGCUGCAAUGUACUUACACAAACCUGACGAGUACAAAAAGAAGGUUCAUGAGUAUGUCCGCAAGUAUGCCACAGAAGAAGCUCUCCGAGAGCAAGAACAGCAGGGCGUCUCAUCAGACAGUGAAUCUUCUAUGUCAGACUUCAGUGAAGAUGAAACCAAAGACAUGGAAUUAUAACACUGGACUUCACAUCUUGUACAUAUGCACCAUUUUCUCCUACAUUUUCUGGUUCGGUGUGGUAUUUAGAGUUGUGCUGCUUAAAGGAGUCGUUUACAGAACAAUGUAAAAAGCCUGGUAAUUUGUACACAUUCAUCUUUGAGUAUGAUUUUUUUAGUAGUUAUUUUAUUUGUAUAAAAUUAGGAAACUCGUGGAUCAAAUGGAUAUUGGAUUUUGCAAUCCGAAAUCCAAGUGAGAUUCAUUGGCCAUUAUUCUACAAAUAUUGACAGUUUGAAGGAGAGAUUUGUGUUAAGUGGAGUAAUAUCUGAAAAGAUUUUUUUUAGCCAAAGAAAUACGUAAUGGUUUUGUUUCUGUGUGUUUACAUCACAGAUUAAUGACAUUUUAUUUCAAAUAUGACUUUAACGGCAAAAGUUGUUGCUUUACUGAUUCAAAGAACUAAACCUUAAUAAUAGCAAUGUUCCUUUACAGUUGGCUCACAAGUGUUGAUUUAGAGUUUACAAGAAUACAUCAGGUUCCAUGAAAAAAUUGUUUUGUUAUAAAAUUGUAUCCGAGACCCGAAAAUUCUUUUUAGAUUACAAAAUUGUAUGACUUUUAGUUGUUAAGUAAUGUACUUGGUUUUUUUCAUUAUUAUCAGUUUUGCUCCUCUGGAAAUGUAAAGAAAUGUGUGCGGUACAAAUAAUUAAAAUUAAUUUCAUAACUCAGUUUAAGACUAAUUUUAAAUUGAAAUCGAAGUUAUCCUAUUUUAAAUUUUUUAAGUUUGUUUUGUGUUGUAAUAAACCAAAAAAGGACCAUCAGACAAAAAUAAAAGUGUGAAUUUAGUUAUUUGAUCUAAUUCUGACUUUCUGGACAUCUUUAAGGUUUGAAUUGUUAUGUAUACAAUUCAAUAGGUACAACUCUUUUGCUGAUACCUAUUACUCAAAGAUAUAUUAAUUUUGUUUCCAAGCUGUUCCAUGAUCCAGUUGAAUAACAAUAUGAUGGACUAGAUGUAAAGAUCCAGUCAGUGUUUAGUGUAGAUUUAGUUCUCAUGAUCUACUGUGAUAAGGCAAAACUCAACAGUAGUGGUCAUGUUUAUUUAAGUUUUAGGUUUGUUUUCUUUAAAAGUUAUAAGACAAGAGUAGGUCUAUUAAUUUCCAUUUGAGUAUUUGACGAUUUAUAUAAUGAUUAAUAUUCUAUUGCCAUAGUUUUAGUUCAGAUUUAUUUUGUUGAUUAUUUAUUAGUACUCAGUAAAAGUAAUUAUGUUGUAAGUGAAUUUAUUUUAUAUUCAAUCCUUAAUGAUUUAUUAGUAACGGUAAUUUUGAUCAAAUCAAUUGUUCAGUUGAUAAAUAACCAACCUCGGUAUUCUGCACAUUGUGUGUGCUGUGCUGUAAACAGCUAACACAUAGAUGCCAGACACUGAGAGUUAUAAAUAAGUAAAAUAUCAUAUUUAGGUCAACAUCUCAGGUGAAGCUGAAGGGAGGCUACUGUAAUCAGGCAACCAAGCAAACCGUUCAAAGGGUGGAUAAUUCUGCCAUUCUUGUUUCAAAAUUGAUUUGAAAGGUAAAUCCCAUACAUAACUUAAGAAUACCUUGCUCCAUUUACUAGUUUUAGUUCACAAGAACUAUGACUCCCCCAUAAGUAUAAUCGAUGAGUAAAGAACGGGAGAUUCACAACUCCAUGGUUUUUCUGGUCAGUUCUUAUCUUGUGGAUGCAGUGUCAUAUCUGUACUCAAAAUCACUUGAUAAAAGAGUUCAUCAAUCCAUUGUUCUAAGCCUGGUUUACUCCCGUGAUUGCCUUGACAUUACAGAGUUCCAUAAAUAACCUCAUCGUGCUUUUAUUAAUUAAAUCAUUGAACAGUUGCCAGGGCCGUACUUAGACCGGUUUUUCCAGACAUUUUUACCUGGGCCCGGCCCCAAACAUGUAAUUUAAGCAGAGGGGGGGGGGGGCAGCCUAAUAUCUUAAACCAGGGCCUGCCAAAGCUAGAUACGACCCCGACAGUUGCUCUGUAUUCCUAUGCUCAACAAUUUCCGCUCUAAUAAUCUCAAAUUUCUUUGUUGCUUAUUCACAACCUAGAACCAAGAUGCCAUUCUAAAACACCAGAUUUCAACUCAUCCGUAUCACUAUUGUUUUAAAAAUCCGUGUAAAAGUUACUUGAUACCUAAUCAAAUACAAUGUUAACGUUUCAGAAGAAAUCGUUUUUACAUUUUGCAAUGACUGGCUGUGGCUGUUAAGAUUUACAAACAAAGAUAUAUAAUUUAUUCAUAAUGUGCCUGCAUGAUUAAUUAAAUAACAUAAAUGAGGUUACUGACCUGUCAUCAAUCAACAAAAAAAUAGGAACAAUAGAAACGAUAGGAUUUAUUGACUACAGGUCAGUAAGGUAUAGUUAGUUGUCAAAGAUAUAAAUUUAAAUUUUGUAACCAGCAACUUAAAAUCCUGACUCCUGCAGCAGCAAUCAUCCUAAGUACUCAUAAAUCUAAUAUGAUAUAAAUAGGGAGUAAAUCUUGCCUGUUUAAGGAAAUAUUAUAGUGAAAAUCUAAUAAGGCAAAUUGCUUAGUCUGCAGGUUUACCUCUACUAUGACAAGGGAAUUUAAAUUUUAUAGGGUCUCAUUGUUUAUGCUCUAAAAUCUCCCACCAUUUAUAAAAAGAGAACCGCAUUAAAACAUUUCAGUUAAAAACUCCUUCAGCCACCUUGAAUCAUUGUUUCUCCUGACAAUGUUGACCAAUAAUGGCCAAUGCUAUUGUUAAUAUAUUUUUUCAUACUCGUCAAACUUUACUUUAGAUUGUAAAGUCAUAGUGACUAAACAAUUUUUCUUAUCAAUUUCGGUGUUCUCUGUUAUCAAAAUAUAAUUUAUUGCUAAGUCGGAAAGUUUAUUGUAAGUCGUAGCACUGAUAUCUCGUGCCAAUAUGUCGUAGCAAUAGUUGUUGAGAGCAGAUCACAGUCGUGUUGUAGUUGGCCUGAACCUGACCAAGUGCCUGCCUGUUUAAAUCCCCAGGCAAGAGUCACUGUAACUUCCCUUAACUGUAAACUUAUUGUCACCUUUAAUCCACAGAAGAAAUUUUAAUUUUCAUUACAAUAGUUCUACUCAAAGUCUCACCAAUAAUUACCUCUGUAGCAUAUCACAUAUUUUCGUAAGGUUGUCAAAUUGUGAACGUGAUAACUCUGUCCUAACUCGGGAGAGCAAUUAAAUACAAUGAGAGGUUAUGGGCAGUAGCUAAAUAAUUGAAUAUAACUAUGCUAAUAUUUUAUUUCUACACAAAUGAAUAACUUGAAUCACUGAGAAGUAUCAAAACAUAGAGGGCGUGUUAUGGUAGAAGCACAUAGAUCAUGAGUUGUGCUAUAGUUGAGAGUAAGAGAAGCGAUCUAAUGAAGCCUUGUGCUACAAGACAUCCAUGUUCUCAUUACACACUAAAUUCCUCGAGUAUGAGUCUUCCUUUUAUUCUGUUACUUCUCGGUGCUUUUGAGUAAUUUGAGUUAGUAUAUCAAUUAUCAAUGCCUGUAACCACUAAUCAAAACUUAAUGUUCAACACUUUCAAACUGAGUACACUAAACAGCACUUAAAAAUGUUAUCACACACUCACAAAAAUCAUAAUUUCUGAUAAAAUAUUGCUUUUUUCUUCAUAUCACAGAAGAGCUUUGAGUUUCUCUGUUUAAUUAGGCCAAUGUUCGAAUUUGACUGCUUCAUUCUAUGUUAUAGCUUUUCAUUCAUCUAAGGAAACAUUUUGUAGAUAUUUGUUAUGUUAUUGUAUUUUUUAUUAAGAGUUUGUUAUAACAUACUUAAUUGUUUGUAUCUCAAUAAAGCACCUCUAACUAGUUGAUAAGUAUGAUUACUUAAGUUUUUUUAUAAUCAAACCAUUUAACAUUUUGGUUAUUUGACAGUUUUAAAUGCAUAUGUAUUAUCAUUUUCACAGUAAUAAUAAUUCGUAAAGAAACACAAAUUUCAAAGAAAAAGUGUGAACUAACAAUGUUAAUAAUAAUUCGUAAAGAAACACAUAUUUCAAAGAAAAAGUGUGAACUAACAAUGUUUAUUGCUUAAGUAUUGAGAUUCUAUUACACCAGUUUAAAAUCAUGGUCAACGAUUUCUCUGGUAAAAAUAAAUAACUCAUUCUUGUAAUGGCAUGUGUAGCAUUUGGUUAAAUCUGUAUAUCAUAGGCCUACUAAAUGCCCAGCAAAGCAAUAAUAUUGUUUGUGUUAAUUCUAGAUCUAAUAUUGUUUGCAGUGUUUAAUUAAAGAAGAUUACUUUUCAGUAAGUUGCCAUCUGGUUUCAGUUUCUGUCCAAUCACUAAUAAUCCCAUAACGGGAACAAAGUAUUGUAAUUCUGAUUGAUUGAUAACACUUUAUCGCAAAUAAUUUUGUUUCUCUUAAGUGAUUCUUUGUUCAAGUCGAUAACAAAAAUUAAUUCAAAAUGUAUGCUUUAAUCCAUAAAAUAGAUAAGGGACAUAUUUGUUCAAUAAAUAUUGUUUAACUUUAAUGUCUGACAGCUCAGCAAUUAAAAAGGUUAAAGUUCUUGAUACAUUUUUUGUGUGUGUAUUGACUUUAUUGUAAUAUUAGUCACAUCAUUGAUAUUAUUUAUACUGUAUUAAAGGUACAGUAUGCCAAACGUCUGUUUAUUCAAACCAAAAUCAUAAUUUAUUUCUGCUUUACUUGUAAAAGGUUGAUCAGCUUAAAAACAGAAUUUGAAAUUACAUCAAAAAUUUGUGGCUCUCUAUGAUAGCUUAAUUUUUCUACAUACAGUUAUGUUCAAGAACUCACAUUUUGAAUGUAAUCUUUCUGGUUGCCAAAUUAACCAUGCGUAAGCAAUAAAAAUAUCGUAGGCUAUUAUUUAUGGUUGACGGCUAACUGUCAUAAGGAGGUUAUUACGUGACUGUAUCGUACAUUAUUACAGCUCGACACCAAGUAAAAGUUUACCCUGUGAGUUAACAGGAAUCUAUAGCAAUGCUAUAGAUAGCCCAUGUAAAUGCAUUGUUUUAAAAUUGUCAAGCAUUAUGUAAACUAUGAAAUUUUUAAUAAAAUAUUCCAUAGCCCUACAAUAAACGUCUGAAUUAAUUUCUCUAUUGUACCACUUUUACACAGAAUUUUCUACUAAUAUUUUAGAUACUGGAUUCCUGAUUAUUCUUAUCUGUAGACUAAUGCUUUUAUAAACCAACUUCCAGAUAUUUAAAUAUGGAUGGCAUGGAUCAGUCAUCCAACAAUUUUGGUGUUGUAAUUUUUUAAUGGAGUGCAUUUAUAUGGCUUGAUAUGAUAAAGAGUACUUUAACAAACAGUAUUACUUUUAAAUAAAUCGAGGUUUGUACUCUUUCGACUACAUUUAAUUCCAUAGACAUAAAUUAGACUUCAACAUUGAACCAAAUUUUCUGUAAUCCAAGUAAAUAGACUAUAUUUGGGCACACAAACUGAGCUGAAGGCAUUAAAAUUUACUUUAUAUGUUCCUUAGCCUAUCAAGUGAGUAAAAAAAAAAAACUAUAACUUGAUCUUAGGGUGGCAAUGUAUGUAAAAGACAUGAAAUAAACUUGCUUAGUUAAUAAUAACAUGAAUGACAAAUUUGCUCAAAAACACUCAAUAUUUUAACUAAAAAAGGACAUCACAGAUUGAGAACUAUCAAAUAGUGGCUACCUCACAAAGAAGAAAUUAUUACCACUGAUGUGUAGUAAAUCUUUGCAAUAUUUUUGGGCUUAUGUAGGAUUAAUAAUGCUACACUAUAAAAUUUAUGGCUUGCUAUUUUUAGACAACAGUUGCAUUUGGAUAAAAAUGCAUCAUUUUCUUUUAAGGCUGACUACUAGAAAUAUAUAACUAUUAUGCUGCUCCCAACCAUCCACAAAGUUUUUAAUCUGUCCACAGCAUAAAUAACAGUGGACAUUUCAAAGUGCUUUCUAUUUUCUGAUGAUAGUAAUCAUUUCAUUUCCUCAUCGUGCCCAAAUCAUUGCAUUGAUUUUACACACAUAAGCAAUAAAAAAAAUGCUUUUCUGGUUCAUAUUUAUUUUGCUGAAUACAGUGCCAGCUAUAUUAUUUAUUUAUGCUCUCUGCAACAAGGCUGAAACAUAAAGUUAUUUAAUAGUAAAAUAAUGCACUAUUAGACACUGACAAUAAUAUGCACUUUAAUGAAACAACAAUGACACCACUAACUAGGUUGACCACACACUAGACAGUUGAGGCGAGACGGGGUGGAAAGUCACCCUUUGUCAAAGAGUGGAAACAGUCAUAUAUUUUGUUUUGUAGACUCUGUGCAUGUGUGAAUUCACAGGACAUCUACUAUUCUGUACUUAGUCCAAAUAAUUUCAAAAUUAAACUUGGAUUACGGUUUUGUAUAAAACACAAAGUUAACACUUUUUUAAUUAAAUGUGUCAAGUGUCUUAACAUCUAGUUUAAAAACAAUAUAUUAUCAUGUACACCAUGUUUACAUGAGGAGACCCCGCUCCAACACCAUACUUAUGUAAAGUCUCUCCUCCAAGCUAUGUUUAUCUAUUCAAUCUUAUUUUGUAAUUGCUCAAGUUCAAAUUCAAAUGUUGAAGCUGACUGACCCAAAGUAAUUGAUAAUCUAACCGGACCUGACCAUAGCUAAGUAAAUGUCAGUCAAUCUCCUGUUCACACAUUGCAAAACCACACUCGCAACCAUUGACGUAAAACAGUGUUUUUGUUUUUAUCAAUACAAACCACGCCCCAACUUUGGUGCAUUGACUUGCCUUCUACACUAUAUAUGUGUCCGAUCUGCGACAAGGCAAGUCGAGCAGCCAGCCUCACUUUGCCUUGACUGUUACAGUGUGUGGCUGGCCUAAACUAUGCAAAGAAAUACAAAAAUACUCUUAGUAUUGUGAACUAAUUAAUAUUUCUGUUGCUAGAUUGCUUAGGCAAUGAUAUAUUUGCACCCCCUUCAGUUUCCUGUUGUAUGUUCUACAGCAUACUUUGUAAAAUUUAAAGUUUGUUUUCAAUCUUUUCCACAGUCCAGAGGAAACGUUUCCUCCCUCUAAAGAUUAGAGGUUGGGCUACAACACAAGGCAGCAAAGUAAAACUUUUGGAUAUGACUUGAACAUAGCCAUCGUACAUGUGCUAAUUUGCAGAUGAAAAUCUUAAGAUUUCCCAGCACUUGAAAAAACAUCCAAUUUUCCUUGAAUGUGUUUUCUAGACGCGAUAUGAUAAGCCACAAGAUAACACGGAGAUGACAAAUUAAUAGCCAUCGUGAAUGAUUCAUCAGAAAGUGUCGUAGAUGAUACAAAAUAAGCCGCUUCACUGGGAGUAUUUGAUUACAGAGUUCAUCCUGUCCAUCUCCUUUCUGCCAAGUGAAGCCUUGAUAAGAUAUAGUAACAACAAGUUUAACUUCAACCACCUUAGGAAAAUUGAAUAUUUGUCAAAAUAAUAUAGAAAUGUUAACGAAUUAAGUACCUAUUUUAUCAAAAUAGAGUGAACAAGGAAUACAAGAGGAACAAAUUAAUUUGCAAACUAAGCUCAAAACUGUAGAGCAUAACUAAUAUAAAUCAAUGAGGUUUGGCUCAGUAAUUUUACCUAUGACAGUUUUUUAAACUAGCCAUUUCAGUUCAUUUCUUAGAAUUAAAAAGAUUUGCUAAACAGCAUUGUUCACUUACUUAACAGCAUUGUUUUACUUAACAUCACAAGUAACAAACCAAUGAGGUUCAAGAAUUAAGAAAAAAAAGUAAAAUUGUAAUGCUUCGAACUUCAACUAGUCAGCUGUUAAGACCAAUUUAAUUUUUAAGGAGUGGUGCAAGUAGUGUUUGGUAUAAUGAUUCAUUGCAUCAUUGUCAGUGGCAAUUAACCUCUCUUAGAAGUUAUGAGUACCUAGUGAUUGUUAGUAAUUGAAAAACUGUUGUAGGUAAAGAAGUGUACACAACUCGCAUAAAUAUCUUAAUAACACUCUUAGCAGUUUUUAAGGCACUCGCCAAGGUUCGUACCUUAAAUUUAUACUUGUUUCAUUAACACUAUCUUUCCGCGAUCACAUAUAAACUGUAUAAAAUGUUCGAGGUUCUUUGAAAAUACCACAGUUUUUGUUCUCAUCCUGUCUUAUAAACAUGUGUAGUACUUGACAGAACCAAAAAAACACAAAAGUAAAACAAUCUGCUCUUGAUUUGUUCAUACAAAAUUGAUGUGAUACAAAUAUGUAUAAUAUUAAAUAACUGUUGUGAAUGUUAUAUUUAUUCUUUGAUAUUUUAGUUGAGGGAAUUAGAGAGGAUUUUUCAUGAUAGAUUCCUGUCAGCAUAAUCUUUUUGAAACUAUUAUACAGUUUAUGUUUGUGCACAAAGCAAUUUUUCUAGAGGUGUAAAAAAAUAAUUUAGCAGAUUUGUGUAUUUCAUUUAGUUUUAUACUUAUAUCAGUUUCAAGUUGAUAAGUCUUUUUUAGUAGGUAGUUGAAAAAUAUUUUCUCAAGUGUAAAGAGUAUUUAACAUUAACACUACUGUAGUGAUAUUCAGAAUAAUUUAA
Macrosteles quadrilineatus (aster leafhopper) is the source of this 9102-nucleotide messenger RNA. It is a transcript of the gene UbcE2H, whose product is annotated as ubiquitin-conjugating enzyme E2 H. The record is from RefSeq and is a predicted model, not a curated record. The transcript is spliced from 5 exons. Gene Ontology annotation, molecular function: ubiquitin conjugating enzyme activity. The coding region runs from base 151 to 702 and encodes 183 amino acids. NCBI's taxonomy places the organism in Eukaryota, Metazoa, Arthropoda, Insecta, Hemiptera, Cicadellidae. Gene Ontology annotation, biological process: protein polyubiquitination; ubiquitin-dependent protein catabolic process. Gene Ontology annotation, cellular component: nucleus.